AUUUGUGAACAGCAUUAUGGAGAUUAAAAGAGAAAUACUGGCUGGCAUUUAACGUGCACAGAAGCUGCUGGUUUCAUAUUUCUGCAGUCAGCUGCAGAGGUGGGAACAUCUUUAAAGAUGCCCAUGUUUAUAAAAGGAAAUGCGCAGACUGGACGAUACAUUCAGAGGCAAACUGUCCAUUCAAGCACACUUGGGAGAAGAUUGCUACACCAUAGGUGAAGCAAUGUGGAAAGGCAAAUAAUACUACUGUUCUGUUAUUACAAGUUACUAUAUCUGUUUCUACAGGUUUGUAUUAGUCAUUAGACGAAGCUGUGUACCGUCACAAACCGUAAAUGAUGUCCUUUCACCAACGAUGACGCAAAUGGGCCAGAGAGUAGUUCUGUGCACGUGUGUCCUCCGAUUUUAAGCGGAAGGCGGAGGGCACGGCCGGAGAAGCUAUCGGUUACACUAUUUAUAUGUAGUCCAAUUUUGGAUAUUGAAUCGUAAAUGAAGGAGCAUAUGAGUCCGCCUGGCCAACGUAUGAUCUCGCGCAUAUUGCGUUAUUGGGAAAAUGUAAUUCCGGUAAUGAAAGCAAAGGGGAUUAAGUUAUUGUGGGAGUGAGAAGGGCUUCAUUAGGAGACCUGUCAGCGGUGCUUCUAGAGGUUGUCCGAGACAAUGAGUCCCAGUAUCACAAAGCCUGUUUUAGCGUAUAAGGACAUUCAUAUCCGAGGCCCGCCGAGGUUCCACAAAUAGAGAUCAGGAAUCGUCCUUGGUGAUGGAAAUAAUUAGGCCAACAUUUGUAGAAAAGCGCCACCUCUUUACUUAACUCUUUACGUGCGUAUUAAAUCAUUCCUCGGGUUACGCAGCUUUCACGUUCAUGUUUGUGAAGAUUCUCAGUUUUUUUUACGUUCAUCCCUGUCAUUCACGGUCAGGCAUGCAUUCUCGUUUAUUUCAUUGCUGUUUCAUUAAAGCGGUAUUAUAGGCUUUUCGCUGUUUAUGAAGUAUAUAAUUUUAUUAUAUUCUAGAAUGCAUUUUGUAUUAUGUUGCAUUUUUCCUCAUUAUUUUAACCUUUGAUUAUCUCGUUGCGUUAAAAAAAAACUUAGGCUACCUGUACGGUUUAGACACCACGUAUCUGCUCGGCCGAUUAUUUACAGCGCUUAACACUCAACAUGUUUCGAUGCGCAUUACGCAGAGAGCCAUGAUAUUGUACUGUUCCAUUUGUAUCAUCCAUUAUCAUAUUUGUCUGCACUUUUAAGAACGGAUUUUCAUACGAGAUCUCCUCCGUUCCUUUUCUACUAUUGUCCCAUAGGACUGGCAGAGAAAUCGAUUAACCAUUACUGCACGGCUCUUUAGAGGUGAAAUUGCAUUGCUGAUUAUAGAAGCGAGGACACAAAAGAUUUCAACAUAUCAAGAUUUGACAUCCUGCAGUACUGGAGCUGGUCUAAGGCAGGUGCGAUGCUCACUAUUUCGAUUUCACCAGUCAGAGGACGCAAUGCGGGGAAUAGAGGGAGCCGGUGACGAUUCUGUGUGUGACAUGUAAUUUAUAUCAAAAAUAUUUAGUGAAUGGAAUACAUCAAAGUGCGCUAGAUAACUGGAGCGGAAUUAAUGUAAAUAAAGAUACUUUCUGUACAACCUGCUUCCUUUCAUUCCAUUGACAGCUAACGAGGACGGCUGGUGCAUUCAAUACUGAGAGGGAGUAACUACGAAUUAGCUGACAGUCGCGUAUAGACACAGCAUGGUGACCGAAAUGUUAGUUUAAAAAAUUGAAAAGACAAGACCCAAGCAACCAGUACCCUUUUUAAGAAUAAAAAAAAUCCAUUUUCCCUAAUUCAAAUCUUGCUCUGGGACAGCUCGCGUGGCAGAUUGCUGGCUAAUUAGUUUAGAGGAAGCUUAAUUCAAUUAACUUUCCACAACUCCCGCGCCCCGCCAGUUGGGACUGCCUUUCAAAACGCGGCUCCAGCUACUCUGAUCUAAUUACCGUGUUUGGAGAAGCUGCCGUUUUUCUGCUGGACCAUUUCAGGUUAUACAGCUGGGAAGAGGAGUGGAAAUUCCCCUGAAAUAUAUUAUCUGGCGACGGCGGCUGGCUUUCUUUAAGAAAUAGUUUUGAAUUAAAACUGUCACUCAUCCACCCAUCCACUCAUGCAUAUAUCUAACGACAGCCAAUAAAAAUGGCACAGGUUUCCCAGUCGUUUACAAUGUAGGCUACUAUCACAAACUAUUAUAUGGAGAAUAAACCUGUCGUCUUUAUUAUAGAAAAAUCCCGUUUAUUUUACAGAGGAAUCCCCACACUUAAAUAUAGUUUGAUGCUGCCAUUUAGGCUAUUAUUACGAUUAUGAAAAGUUUAAAUAAAAUAAAAACGAUGUUCACGAUCAUUUUAAUUUGCGUUCUACGCUGUAACUCUAACACUAACAUCUAACCUGUAGGUUGCAUGUUAAAAUUCUUUAAGUUGAUCUGCAGAUGUCUGCCCGGCGUUUGUGUGAAGGCCAGUGUUUGCUUGUAAAGUUAAACUGCUUCCAAAUCGGCGAAAAGAGCAGCGACCUUUACUCGUGCUGAACAGCGCACCGACGGGCGACCUAAUCCCUUCAAAGAGAAAGCACCUCGUUGAGUUUCAGACUUUCAAAUCCACUGCUAACCGAGUGUUUGUCUUGAAAAUGGGUCUUAAUCCUGGUUAAUUCCGUCGCAGAGAAACACUGAAAGGAUAUGGGGGUUUAACUUUGACUUUAAAAUUCAUUGGCGAUUAACUAAAACAUUCACAGCAGUCAUUCUAAUGUAUGAUAUUUGUGUAAAUAAAUUUGGAAACAAAAGUCAUAUAUAUACCGUCACGCCGACAGACUGACAGGUCGAAAUAUGUUAUUAAAGUCUGCAUUUCUGUAGUUAUUGUUACAAAAUAAAAUUGGGAUAAAAUAACAUUUUCGCAUAAUUCAUGAUUGUUUAAAAUGUCAUUAAAUCAUUAAAUAUCAUUACUUAUAACAAAGUUUUGUAUGUCCUAUACGCUAAUCGCGAAAUUGAUAUAUUUGCCAAUUGCACAAGACAGUAUUUGCUGGGGCAUCAGUUUUUGCGAGGCCAUGAGACGGUUUUAAUACGAAAAAAAGGGGCCCUCCCCCAGGAAUAAUAUAAUAUAAUUCUGUUUAGUUUUGUUUUGUUUUCCCCCUCCUUACAUUACGGACAUUAUCCUGACAUUAAUCGUUUCCGAUAGUCGGCCCAUUAAAACUGGGCCCGUCUCGACGACUCCUACUCGGGAUGGAGAUGCCUACGCGCGGGUGACAGAACUAUGACCGAUCGCUGGUGGAUGUAGAUUGCCCUAAUGAAGCGGUGGGCUUCGAGGAGCGAUUGAAGAUGGAUGGGGUUAAGGGAGCAGUGCUGCUGUGAUGGAUAGACAGAAGGGGAGACGGGAGUGGGAACGGAGGACCUGAAAUGGAUGGUACAGCGAUGGGCUGGGCUCAGAAAAAGGAUUGUUGGGGUGCUAAGCUUGUUUCUGUCCUCUCUGUGUUGCAGGUCUGCAAAGUGAACAAGCCGGAGGGUAUAAUUCCGGCGAAAACUGAAGCUCCGUUUAAAGAAACAUAAAAUAAGAAAAUAUUUUUUUACUUUUCAUGACUCUAUGAAAUUACAAGUCAAUUAACUAAACCAAACAUUUAAAUGUUUCAUAAAAUGAACUAAACCGAACAUUUAAUGUUGCAUAAAAUAUAUUGUAGUUUGAACAUUUUACCAGAAGAAAAGAAUAAAUAGGUGAUGUAUUCUGUACAAGACAGACUCCAUCUGAAUAAUAACAAAAAAAUAAUUUUAAUCGUGAUGAAGCACAUUUUGGAAAAACAUACAAAUGCGUGUUUUGUUUAAUGGAAACACAGUCUUACGCCUACAGUAGGUUGAUUCUUAAAAUCGAAAACCAGCUAUAGAGUUUACUGCCCUGGUGAAGCACGACUGAGGCAACUUAGACCACCACGGUAGACGACUUGUAUAAAGCAAAUAAAUGCCCUUCUUUUAAAAACGCAUACAUUCUUUCAUUGUGUGCUAUCCGUGCCCUGAAAUGCCCUCCACGGGACUGUAUAAUGUAACACACAUAGUGUUUAUAUUCGUACAUUGUACUAGAAAGAAUGGGCUGCCGCGUGCGCUGAGGGCUGCUGUCCGAUGCCGAGGUGCUGAAGCAGAUAUCCAUCUUCCUCAGCGAGGCGAAAGACAGAAAGCAGCCUUUCAGAACAGCGAUUAAAAGGAAAUUAGUCAAACCCAGAAAUCAGAAAAUACGUCAUGUGCUUAAUCUAAACAACAAUAUAUUUCUAUAUAACCUAAAAUUCCAAAAACGCGAGUUCACGUGUUUUUAAACAGAAAAUCCAUUAUUCAGUUGAGCUUUUUGUGUUGUCAUGGUAUUGUGAGAUUUUCAUCAGCUAAAUUUCCAAAUAAAAUAGUGCAAAAAUUGGCAUUAAUGCGAGGAUUAGAUAAGAUUACCCCUGCCAUUGCGUGUUUCGUUUUAUUUGUUUACAAUAGCCUAUAUUCUUGGGCGUGCUUUUUAGUUUAUAUUUAAAUUAUAUAGCCUAAAUGUGUUUUAAAGACUUGUUAAAAACACCGUUUAUUUCGCACGGUAUUUUGGUUGCUUUUGUUUGAUUUACGUAUAAAAUGAGGAUCUCUUAAACCAAAAAAUAUUGGUUCUUCGGUUGAAAUUUAUUGUAUAGCGCCUUGAUUUCAAUGUCCAACAUUUUACAAAUACUUUUUCUUCGUAUAGUUCAAAACAGGUAUAUAAAUUAAUCAUUCAAUCUACGAUUCACUUAGAUUAAUUGCACUAAAUACGUUUAUUUACAAAUAUACACUAUUAUUAUUAUUACUAUUAUUGUUUUUGUUGUUAGACUGAUUUGUCGUUCAGUUAUAUAUUCACCAGACAGUGUAAAGUGGUAGGAUUUCACUGGAUUUGGAAAAAUGGCAGACAUUUAGCGAGUAGUAAAAUCUGCCUAUAGCAUAUACCGCCUGCACAUUUAGUGCAAAAUCGUGCAGAAAAAUACCAAGUGAUUAUCGCGCGUGUCUCAACCUGUUGCUCUGUAACAAAUCCUGCUUUACUUCAGUAAGUUUUAAACGGGUGUGCUAUGAUAGAUGCGCUCCAUACGUUUGGCGUGGGGGAGGUGAUGUAUGCAUAAGAUGUAUUUAUUGACGGAUAGAUUUUGAUAGGUUGAGGGGAUUUCUCUUGUUUGCCAGCCUUUCAAUCUUGAAUUACCCAAAUGUACCGUGACAAAACUGCUGGAGGCAGCCAGUGUCUAACCAUGUUACAGUUAAAGAACCCUACAGAUUUGUGACUGGUUCCAAAUCUGCAGAAAAAAAGAGGGAAACGAAGGAAAAUCAAUAGGCCGGGAGAAACACGAGAGAGUCACAUUAAGACAAGACUUCACUCGGUCUGUCCAUAAAACAUCCCCGAGGUUUGACACGUUCUGUUUAGCUGGUGCAAAUCUAAUCACAUACAUAAAGAAAGAUAAGAACAGAUAGAAUGAUCAUUUUCUCUUAUUGUCACUGUGUACGGAGCACUGCUACAAAAUUAUCUGUACCACGUUUUGUUGGUUAAGUUACAGAAACAAAAAAGUAUUAAAGUGUAAAGAAAAUCUCUGCUCUUUUUAACGAUGGCUUUACAAAGACGCAAUUUCAUUAAUAAUUAAUUGUUUAUUUAAUAGCAUUAUAUGCUACAGGUGUCACAUUGUUUAAUUGUGUAAUUGUGGUUCAUAUUACCAAAAUUAAAAAUAUAUUAAGUAUAGGAUGAGCCAGUAACUAAUAAUAAUUAUAGGCUUGUUUUAAAUUAGUAAGCACUGUUAAAUGCAAUCAAAUAAAGGAAUAAUUAAUUUAAUGCAACAGAAUAAAUUUUUGGCCAUCAUUAUCCGUUAUAAUGAGUACAAAAACAAUGUGCAUUUUUCUAUUCUAUAUAUUGUAUUCUUUAUAUUCUAUGUAUGUUUUUCCGUCGAGUUUUGAUCUCUCGUUGUCGAGAAUGGUUUCUGACGGAAAAGCACGCAAGUUAGUAAUUCCUCCAAAAAUUAGCCAAGCUGCUACAUAUAUUUGGGGGAAUUAACAGUAGAAUGUUGUAUUGUAGCGCAUUGGUGUUCAUACGAUUAUACCAGAUAUUUUUUUAAUCUGAGCUCGAAUUCUGUUCCGUUUUAGGUUACUGCUAAAUCAAUAUAUUACGUUAAUUACAGGAUAAUUGUUUUAAUAUGUAAUAUUAAAAUAAAUUGUCCCAUUAUAAAUCUCCUACAAAUCUAAUUUAAAAACGGAGGACGUGGAAAACAGUUAUUCACGCUAUCCAACUUGACACUUGACGGGUCAUUCAUUACUUGUUUCUAGAUUAUUUCUUCUAUCAGUCUCAAUAUUUCCAUCGUCAGUUCUCUAAAAGUAAAAGAAUAUAUAGGCUAUAAAAAACACGGAGGGAAGAUUUAAUGGUGUUUAAAGGAUGACUGAGUCGACUCUCGCUUUUACACAGCAUUAAACUAUUUCUGCCUCAGGGACGAUUAAACGUUCUCCACGCGCGGCAGCAACCAACGAUUUAAACCAAUUUACAGCCUUCCUGCCAUUUAUGAAACGUUGAACUCACAGAGUGAUAUAUAAUGCAGCAUUAAUAUUUAAUGAUUAAUAUUUUUCAGUAUCUUAAAUCAAUAGUUUUGGGAGAAAAGCUUUUUAAAAGUAUCUUCAACAAGUAGCAAAACAUUACAAAAUUAUUUUUAUAACGAAAAUAAAUUUCCUAUUCUGCUUAUUGUCUUGUUCCUUUAAGUCGUUUUUAAUAAACGCAAUCAUUGUAUUUUAAAACCCAAUGCAGAUGUUCGGAAGAAAGGGUUAACUGCGAAUUAGUAAUGCAUGAGAAGUGGGAGGGGGCUGUUCGCUAGCUAUGCCCCCCAAUAGACUAUGAAGAUAUUGUCAUGUAAAGAGACCACCGCCUCGCUAUUGUCUCCAGGACAGCCAAGUUUAUUAUAAACACGCCACUAGCUGCCCAGGCGGAGCAGUGCGCUGUCAAACACAACUCGGGAUAGGGGAGAAGAGCCAGGGACUCAGGCAGACGUGGACACAGAAACGGCGGGACUGCGGGGAGCUUAAAAGCGCACUGUCAGGACUCUGAAUACUAACGAACACAGUGAACUGCCAACUGGACAAUACAGAAAACAAGAGCGCAGUUUUGGACAGUGAAUAGGAGCCGGCAUCAUUUUAUGCCCUGGUUUCAGUUCAUCCGCUUUGGCUGAAGACUUUUCGCCGGCUACCAAGCUAUCGCUGAGCUCGUCUUACUGCUUCUCCAUGUACAAAAUGGAUUAUUCUUACCUAAACACCUACGACUCCUGCAUGGCUGCGAUGGAAGCAUCGGCUUAUGCGGACUUCAACUCGUGCAGUCAAGCCAACACCUUCCAGUACAACCCUAUCCGGACCAGUUUUGGCGCUAACCCUAGCUGCCCUCCACUAAACACGGCCAGCUGCACGUUAGGUGCGCUGCGAGAUCACCAACCCGGUCCCUACUCCACAGUGCCCUACAAGUUCUUUUCGGACCCUUCCGGGCUAAACGAAAAGCGCAAACAGAGGCGCAUCAGGACGACGUUUACGAGCUCACAGCUGAAGGAGCUGGAAAGGGUCUUCGCUGAGACACAUUACCCCGACAUCUACACGCGAGAGGAGCUGGCGCUCAAGAUAGACCUGACUGAAGCCAGGGUGCAGGUUUGGUUCCAGAACAGACGUGCGAAGUUCCGCAAGCAGGAGCGGGCAGCCAACUCAAAAGGGGGCAACGGAGGCGGCGGGGGCACCGGUAGCGCGGCCGCCAAGAAGGGCGAGAAUAGGGCUUCCUCCGAAGACGACGAGUCCAAGGAGUCCACGUGCAGCCCGACGCCUGACAGCACGGCCUCCCUCCCUAGCUCGGGAAACAUGGGCAGCCCGGGCAGCAGCCUCAGCCCCAGCCCCGUCUCCGCAGCGGGGGCCGGCUUCGUCAACACCACCUCCGCCUCUGUGCACCAGGGUAUCAAGACCGCCGGCUGGCCAAGCGUCGGCUCUGGGGGCACCGGGGGCACCCCCAGCGGGCCACAGGGCCCUGACCUGCUGAAAGCCUGGCAGCCCGCGGACAGUAUGGCGGGACCCUUCGCCGGGGUCCUGUCCACUUUCCAUCGGAAGCCCAACGCCCUUAAGACGAACCUCUUCUAGAACCGCCUUUCCGAGCUGGACUCCUAUUAUUUAUUAACCCGAACUCUAACGUGAUUUAGGCGUCGGAUCGCGCAGGCCUGUGUAUGUGUCUUAGGGGUUUGUAAUAGCGAUGUCCCCACACUGCAUCCUCAUUGUGUCAUUUCACCAGAACGUCGCCCGAGAGACCGCGGGGACAGCUUAGACCUUAAAGCAUCAUGAUGUUUUCUCUUAUAUUUUACAGUACGAUAAAUUAAUAAAUCAAUUCGCAAAACCACGACAGAAAGUUCUGCACUUACAGAGACGCUCGGAGGUCUGAUUUCGUUAAUUAAAAUCGGAAAUAAAGCAGGGAAAUCUCAAGGGAGAGAGAAAGGUAUAUUACAAGCCAAGCACAAUUUCCCUCCACUACAAAUCCAUCCACGAAGCCGUUUUAGACUAACAUGAAACAAAAUAUUAAACUGUUAACCCCUUUAAUUUAAAAACAAAGCGUCUACCUACAGCUGAGGCGGCCGGCUGGGAAACACCGUCGACGUCUGCACUUUGCCGCCUAGCCAUGCCGUCGUCUUCCGGAACUUAUGUGGAAACGGUGUCCCUUCUUCUCAUGAAUAAAGUGAUCUGUGCUUCGCAUUGACGGGGGUCCAAAACGUGCGAUUGUUUAAAGCAAUAAUCACAGAGAAAAGUGUACUCGCAGUUUUAGGCGGAUACUACUCGCUUUGCCAAGGGAUGCACGUGACGGCAAGCUUGUUAAAGCGGCGCAGUUUCCCGCCUUUUCGUGCGACCCACAGCACAACUCCGUUUACUUAAGGUUCAUUAAAGCAAGUCAAAUAAAAUACAGCUAAUGAGUUCAUCUUCUGUUUGACCGGACACAAAAUAAAUAUACUAAACAUAACUUAUUGAAAAAAAAGCAAAUACACUGUAACCUUCAGUAGCGGUCAUGGGUGUUUUUAAGAUAAUUAUACAACAUUGUAAUAUUAAAAUGAUUUGUACAUAUAAUAAAUAUUCGAUAAUGAGGUAUUUUGCGGUAACGACGCCGCUUGUGCGAAUAGCAUGCAUUUGACACUCAUUCUGCAAGAGAUGAUCGUUUCCUCCUGUUUCUCCCAGCUCGUAUUCAGCCGCCAUACACCGUCCCCAAACAUCCACCACAUUUACGCUAACAUUAUAUGCAAUGCCGCAAAAGGUAUUUCCUUUUGUCAGCGCUGUUUUUGCUUAAAUUAAUGCAUAUUACAAACAAAUAGAAUAAUUCGAAACCUCUCAAAUGCAUCGCGCCAGUUCAUUUUUAUGAAACAAAAUAAUUCGGUUAAUUUUUAGAAAAUACGGGUUCGGAAGCGCGUGGAGUGACGCUGACGCCACACUUCGCUGUUGUAAGAGCAGUAGUGUAACGCUUGAAACAUCACAUCUGCUGCGCCACAUUUCAGUUUCAAUAAGCUGGAAUAAUUUGAAUACGAGGUUUUUCAGUCUUUAGUGACAAAGAUGGGAGUGUCAGAAAGCAAUAUGUAGGCCUAUGGGCCCGAUGUGCUUUUUAUUGUCAAUACACAUCCAUAUAAACUGCAAAGAGACAAAACGGUUUGUUAAAGCCCUUGUUAACUUGAGCCCAGAUGUAACAGUAAAACAGGUCUUAAUUACUAGUUUAUGCGUUUCUGUUUAUGGUCCCCAUUGGUUCAAGAUUUAACUAGUCAAUUAUUCACCACAUUAAGCUUUCUGUAAAGCAGCUAAUGAUUUUAUAACACCUUUCAUAUUAUAUGAAGGUAUUCACAUGUUCCCCAUCACCAGAUUUAUAUUUCAUCCUCAAUUGUAUGUAUGAUAAAUGUUGCAUUAUAAAAUAUUAAACACGGUUCCCUUU
Paramormyrops kingsleyae is the source of this 9925-nucleotide messenger RNA. It is a transcript of the gene phox2a, whose product is annotated as paired like homeobox 2A. The record is from RefSeq and is a predicted model, not a curated record. Gene Ontology annotation, biological process: regulation of transcription by RNA polymerase II. NCBI's taxonomy places the organism in Eukaryota, Metazoa, Chordata, Actinopteri, Osteoglossiformes, Mormyridae. Gene Ontology annotation, molecular function: RNA polymerase II transcription regulatory region sequence-specific DNA binding; DNA-binding transcription factor activity, RNA polymerase II-specific.